Molecule: messenger RNA, 3801 nt
Organism: Anoplopoma fimbria (sablefish)
Lineage: Eukaryota; Metazoa; Chordata; Actinopteri; Perciformes; Anoplopomatidae
Gene: lrriq1
Product: leucine-rich repeats and IQ motif containing 1
Molecular function (GO): protein binding
Source: RefSeq, a predicted model, not a curated record
AUGGAGAAAGAGAAGAGAAAAAUGGAGGAAGAAAAAAGCCAGAAGGAGGAGGAGGAGAGAAAGAGGGAAGAGGAAAAUAUGAGAAUAAAGGAAAAGGUGAGAAUAACUAAAGAGAUUGAGGAGAGGAAGAAGCAGGAGGAGAUGAGGAAAAAUAAAGAAGAGGAGGAGGAGGAAGCUCUGAAAAGAAUACAUGAAGAGAGAAGAAGGGAUGAAAAGGAACAUGGAAAUGAGGAUGAAGAAGAGAAGGAAGCAAAGAAGAGGGAGAAGGAAACAAAAGCCAUGAAGGAGAAUAAGGAGUUGACAGAAGUUGUGAGAAAAAAGGAAGGGGAAAAUAGAAAAACUAUAGAACCAGGAUCCACCGAGGAGGAUGAGAAGAGGAAAAGGGAAGAGGAAGAACGGAGGAGGCAGUUGGAAGGGAGAGAUGAAACAAGAGAAAAUCAGAAGAAAAUAAAGCUGAAGGAAAAUGAGGAGAGCUCCAAAAGGUAUGAAGAGGACAACAGAAUGAUGGAAGAGGAGAGCAAAACAAAAGAGAAGAAGCAUGAGGAGAAGGAGGACGGAAAAAAUGUAGAGGAAGAAAUAAGACUGAAAGAGACGGAGGAGAGCAGAAAGAGAGUGGUGAACAACAGGGAAGAGGAGGGAAGGAAAGCAAAUGAGCUGCAGGAGAAAAUAGAAAAUAACAGGACUUCCUCAAGACCUGGUUCUUUACAGAGCGAGUCUACAAUCCGUCUCUUCAGUACUGAAGCCAAACCACCACAACGUGACCCAGAAGAGAGCAUCAGUCAGACCUCCAUACGUAAAACCCUGGACUACAAGUACCAGGCAGCAAGGCCUUCACCCGUCUGCCUCCCAGAGCAGACGGAGAAGAAGCGUCUGGCCUGGAUGAAGGACUGCGUCCCCUGGUCCAAACUCUCCCUCCAGAACCGGAGCAAGCAGAAGGGAUCCGUCCGGAGUCGGAGAGGGCUGAGAGGAGCCGCCGGGUCCAGCAGUCUGCCCCCCCUCUGCCCAGACUCUCUGCUUCAGUCCACCGCCUGGAAAUCCCUGCAAGAGGUGACCACAGUGACCCUGCAGGACUUGCCCGGCUGUAGCUUAUCCACUCUGGCUCAGUGUUCUCUACUCCGGUCCCUCACCCUCAGACGCUGUGGCCUCAAAUCCCUGGAAGGCAUCAACCAGUUACCACAGCUGUGCUACGUGGACGUACAGGAAAACGACAUCUCAUAUGUCGACUGUGACAAUAUGAGCAGCCUACGGGUUCUUCAACUCGGCCGCAACAAGCUGACGUCCAUCCACGGUUUAACCGGCGCCGAAAAUGUGGACGUUCUGGACCUCUCACACAACUCCAUCACACGCAUUGCUGGUCUGGAGUCUAUGAGGAGACUGCAGAGGUUGUCAGUGGACCACAACCAGCUGAUCAGCACCAAAGGGCUGAGGGACGUCUACACUCUGCUGCACCUGAGCUGCUCGCACAACCACCUGGCGAGCGUGGAAGGUCUGGAGAACAGCGCUCUGCUCAACACGCUGGACCUGAGAGCCAACAGCCUCACUGAGCCCCCCGGUCUGAACAACCAGGUCCUCCUCAGAGAGCUGCAUCUAGACGACAACAGCAUCUCCUCCCUGCAGGGACUCUCUGCUUGCUGGCUCCCCCUCAUGCAACGACUCUCCGUGGCACAAAACAGAAUUACCCAGCUGCCCCCCAUGUCUGAUUCUGUGUCCCUUGCAAAUCUGGAUCUUCGAUUCAACUGCAUGUCAGAGCUCCAGAAUGUGUGUGAGAGUCUGGAGGGAUGUCUGUUCCUGAGAGAGGUCCACCUCACAGGGAAUCCUCUUCAGCAGGAGAGUGGCUGGAGGUCCACUCUGCAGAAAGCAGUGCCCGGCCUGAGGGCCAUCGAUGACCGGCAGACCGACUCUUUUUUAACGCCCCCUGAUGUUCAACAGGUCGGCCCGGCCUCGGGCAGCUUCCCAGAGUUCUGUCAGGCUCAGCUUCAGCAGACUCGUGCUUUACAGCGGCAGCACAGCAGGGAGCUCAGCAGUGCCUCCUCGUCUCUGGACGCUGUAAAGACUUCCUGCCGCCACCUCACUGAGGCCCUGCGGCUGGCUGAGGACCAGAGAUUUGCCCAUGAAUACGGUGACACCACUGUGGCUGACACACACAGGACUGCAGGCCGAACAACACCUGAAGAACUGGACAACAACAAUGCUGAGAAGCAUACUGAGCGCCCACAAACGGAGUCGGCCGGAAAAGACCCACAAGUUCUUCCAAGCAGAAGCAGCUACUGGACUUUAGAGGAGAAGUCAGUUGCGGAGAGUCGGUAUGACGCAUUCGAACCUCCAAAGACAGAACCAACAGUUAGCAAAGUCAUCUCUGGUAGUGUUCAGCCCUCUGCAACAAAGAUACAAACAACUUCCUCUCGUCUUGAAGUGGCACCUGUGUCCAACAAUCAAGACCUGGACCUCCAAAACUCAGCAGCAGUCAUGAUUCAGCAGCUGUGGAGGAAAUAUAGACAGAAAUGUGGGAACAUCAGCAGCCUUUCCACGGCCAAGAGGGGGGGAGGAAGAGGAGGAGAUGGAGGGAAGCCAGAGUCGGGACCUUCCUACGUUAACGGGAGCGCUGUUGGCCGGGAUUAUGCAGCAACUGUCAUCCAGGCGUUGUGGAGGGGCUUCGCUCUGAGGAGGAGGCUCUCAUCUGCUCUGGCUGCCGUCACAAGCCCCGACGUCGGAGAGGACGACACCUUGGAGGAGGUGGACGUGGAUGAAUUUGUCUUUGAUGAGGCAGCGCUGGAGAAACACUGGAGAUUGCCGUUUUCUGAGGACUCACCUCCCAGGUGUAACCCUGCAUCAGAGCAGCCACUGUCUCUGAAGCCUCCUGGGCACGUUCCUGAACCCUCCCAGUACAUCCUCCCACCACCGCUUGUAUGGAGGCCAAAGCAGGCCUGGAUGCCCGGAGAACAUGUGGACUCUGCUGGACAGAGAGUUUCCCCAGAGAGCUCCAACAGAAGCAAAUCUCCAGCUUCAACUUCAGUGCCAAGCAGUCUCUCUCAAAGAUCCGAAAAGAUUCUGGAAGAAUGGGGCUUCACUGACCGCCACACAGCUCUUCUAAUGCUCAAGAGAGCUCAGAAGAUGAAGCCGGCGACUCAGCGGCAGAAGAAACAUAGGGAUCCAUCCAUCCGUCUUGCCUUCAGAAACUGCAGUUACCCGCUGGGUCCAGUGGAGGCUCGAAACAGGCCGGCACAACACAACAGGAGUGAUGUAAAAGGUUGUGAGGCUGAGCUGGGCCUUCAGCACGCAGAGAAGGUGGAGCGAGUGAAGCGGGAAGGAGCUCAGCAGUGGAUGCAGAUCCAGGCUGCUCAUCCUGACAGGGACUCAGAGAGCGAGCAUUUCUUACCCGAGAUCAGCUCAGACGUUCUGAACGGAGGCAGAGUGCAGCUCGUGGCCGACCCAGGAUACACAGCACGUCUACAUCACGCCAGUGGACCGCGGGCCAACGACAGCUCACCCGCCCGGCCCUGCAGAGAGCACGGUUAUCCUCGCAGAAACUCUUUGGGUCCUGAAAGAAACGAGGUUCCAUCUCCAGGGCGGGUCGCCUCUGCUCCGUCAAAAAGGGACCGCAUCUCCCACCGAGACAACCCCGUCCAGAUGAGCGGUGGCUGGGGAGGAGGCAAGAAGAGGGACAAAGUGUACAAGUAAAACACAAACUCUUCUACAACCACGACCACCCUCCUCUGCUGUCCUCACCCAACUACAUCCAGAGCAACUUCAGACACAUCUACGCCUACAAAGAUUGCUGCAUUUUUUUGAAUGUAUGUAGUU